UGCGUGUGUGUGUGAGCGUGUCAGCAGCGCUCCCUAGCUGCCUCCCCUCUCUCCCCUGUGGAUCUGCUCUCCUGGCCUCCCCCCUCCACUCCUCCUCCCCCUGCGAAAACACUUUCGGGAAGAAUAAAGUUUCCCCCCUCACACGGACCUUUACGCAGCCAGCCGAGACCCGGAGCCAAGGCCUAGCAGGAAGAACAGCUCGACUAUGUGGAGACAGAAGCGGGCACUCGGGGAAUCCGUGGCGUGUCUCGUGUUUCUCGUGACGCUGAUCGAUGCUUCUCGAUUUCUGAGCCAGAGCACAGCCUCCCAGUUCCUGAGCAGGUACAAGAGAGCCAACUCUCUGUUUGAGGAGAGCAAGAAAGGCAACCUGGAGAGGGAGUGCAUCGAGGAGCUGUGCAACAAGGAGGAGGCCAGGGAGAUCUUUGAGAACCAACCUGAGACGGAGUAUUUCUACCCCAAAUAUGUCGCGUGUUUGGGCUCACACCGCGUUGGCAUCCCGAGCCAGAACUCAGACUCUGCCAUCCCAUUGGAUCUCCGUACCUGUGUGACAGAGAUCAGUAACCAGUGCACACCGUACCCAUGCUACAAAGAGGGCUCAGAGCGCUGCAUGGACGGGCAGGCCUCCUUCACGUGUGUGUGUAAGCCCGGCUGGAAAGGCCCACGCUGUGAGGAUGAUAUCGACGAGUGUACAGAUCCUGAAUUUCCAGCCGGAUGCAACCAAAAGUGUAAAAACUUCCCAGGUAGCUUCCACUGCAUGUGUGAGGAGGGAUACUUCAUCACUGACAAGAUCAACUGCAUGGAUAUCAAUGAAUGCCUCUUGUACCCGAGUAUCUGUGCAGAACCUGCCAAGUGUGUCAACACACCGGGCAUGUAUGAGUGCCGCUGUCCUUCAGGUUUCAAAUACAACUUCACUUCAAAGACCUGCAUAGAUGUGGACGAGUGCGAGUCUGAUGUGUGUGACGGGAAAUGCUACAACACAGUGGGCAGCUAUACGUGUCACUGUGACGGUCGUGAGGGUCUUCGUUUAGGAGAGGAUCAGCGAUUCUGUGAAAGAAUCCCGGUCUGUGUGGAGCUGUACGACUACAAACACCCUGAGAUGCUCUACCUGGGGGAGCAAUUUGCUGGACUUCCGGUCAUCUUUCUGCGCUUCCGUCUGCCGGAGCACACAAAGUUUGCAGCAGAGUUUGACUUCCGCACGUUUGAUCCAGAAGGAGUUGUGCUGUACGCUGAGUCGUCCCAGGACUCAUGGUUCAUGCUGGGGCUGAGAGGAGGUCGCAUCGAGGUCCAGUUCAAAAACCAGCACACAUUCAAGGUCACCAGUGGAGGAAAACUCAUCAAUGACGGGCAGUGGCAUGUGAUCUCUGUGGAUGAACUGGAGAACAGCAUCAGUGUGAAGAUCAGUAAGGAAGCUGUGAUGAGCAUCAAUAGCCCUGACAGUCUUUUUACUUCAGUGAACGGCAAACUAGAAACCAAGGUGUACAUUGCUGGUCUGCCAAACCGCACCAACAACGUCAUCAAACCUAUCAAUCCCCGCCUCGAUGGUUGCAUCCGGGGCUGGAACUUAAUGAACCAGGGGGCGUCCGGGGUAAAGGAGGUCAUCCAGGAGAAGAGGAGUAAACAUUGCUUUGUGUAUGUGGAGCAAGGCUCUUUCUUCUCCGGGGCAGGACUGGCACACUUCGACAUUGACUACAGUGAUUCUAUGAGCUGGCUCAUUGAUGUAAAGAUGAACAUACGUCCAUCCAGCAGCACAGGCAUUCUCUUCGCUCUCGUCCAAAACAACACCGUCCCUCUGUCGAUUGCUGUCAUAACGCAGGGAGAAGAAGAAGCUAACCUGCAAGUCUUUCUGGACGGUGUCUCUGUGGCGAAGCUGGACUCGCUCAUGCUGUGUUACCCCGAUCGGCUGAUGGUGCAGCUGAACGUUACUCCUACAGAAAUCCAGAUCUCUGCCAACUCGUCCUCCAUCACCUACAUUAAGACUGAGGCCCUGCAGAAGGCACUGGAGCGCCUCAACAGCACCAUGCAGAACCCUAUCAGUACAUAUGUAGGAGGGAUACCAGACAGCGUCCCAUUACCUUCCACCCCUGUGUCAGCCUUUUACCAUGGCUGCAUGGACAUCACUAUCAGCGGGCAGCAGCUGGACUUUGACGAGGCUCUCAGCAAACAUAACAGCAUUAAGUCUCAUUCCUGCCCUCCUGUUUCUGCCCCCGAGAGUCAGCCUGAUGCAGCACACCCGCAUAGAAAGUGACCUUAAUUAACAAGCUUCUUGGGACAUUUUGGAAAGAGAGAGAUUGGAAGGGUGAGACGGAGGAGGUGGGAUGAGUAAGAAGUGACACGAUGAGGAAGAAGAAGUAGGUUGUCACGGUCGUUUUUGUCGACUCUGUGAGAUGGGUUCGUUUUGAAGUUUGUCACAUGCUUUUAUCCUUACAGUAUUAUUGUUCCUGUCAGAGGAGCAUCAUGUUUUAGUAGUGAAGCACAACGAAAGCUGACUGGCCAGUGAGCUCGUCUAAGCUGGAUGGUUUCAUGACGUAGUUGUAGCACUUUGUUGCAAUGAAUCAAAUGUAGGAAAUGUUUAAAAGAGCUGAGCUCUGUAGCACAGGUUCCUUAUUAUGAGCAAGAGAUGGUUUAUGCUUGAGUAGAAAAUGAACAAAUGGUUUGUGUUGACCAGGCUUUGGGACCACCUGAAUCUGUAUCCUUGUUGCUGAAUCAUGGUACUAUCUCUGAAUCCUGUUCUCAAUGCUGCAGUGAAACCCACAGAGUAGAAAGCUCAGGCUCAGGGUGCAGGUCUGUUUGUUGUUUGAUGCAUCAUCGGCCUUCCUUCAAUGCUGCAUUGGUUCAGUCACAUUUAAAGACAUGGUGUAUCUUUUACUGGUUUUAUUGGUUGUAAAAAAUGUUUACACCUUACACUAUCACUGGUCUUGAAGACUAUCUACACCUUAUGCUAUUUUUUUGUUCUCCUUUCAGUCCCAAGUUCAGAAUUUAUCUUGUAUAUAAAACAAGCCAUCUUUAAUAUAUAACUUAAAUGUAGUUGUUCAGUGUUGUCUUUGUGUGUUUGUUUUAAUAAAAUCGUCCAGAGCAACCCUUGAAGACAGUUUUAGAUUCCAUCAUUGCAUUUAUCCACCAACUCUUCUUCCAACAGGUCUCCAAAAUAAGGAAGUCUAUCUACUGACUUUCUGUAAUCUGUUCAGUUCUGCUUGUACUAAGUCACUGGUGACACAACAGACUUGUAAAGUAGUUAUUUACAAAACAUGAGGUGUGUUUGCGUUCAAGCUAUUUAUCCUGCAACAGCUGGAUCAUACUCUGUUGUGCCACUGUAAACUAGGAAGCCAUGUUUUUAUUCAAUUUUAGGACAAACUACAAACAAUAUGUUGGGAAAAUUGUUGUUUUCAUUUAUACAACCGUGAAGCUUUGCUAAAGCUCUGCAGCACUCGGGUUUGUUGGUUCCACCACAUGUUGCAGUCAAUAAAACAGUUAGUUGAGGUCAAUGGGGCCACAACAACAAAGUCAGCAUGAA
Molecule: messenger RNA, 3511 nt
Organism: Notolabrus celidotus (New Zealand spotty)
Lineage: Eukaryota; Metazoa; Chordata; Actinopteri; Labriformes; Labridae
Gene: pros1
Product: protein S
Exons: 14
Coding region: 206-2245 (679 amino acids)
Cellular component (GO): extracellular region
Molecular function (GO): calcium ion binding
Source: RefSeq, a predicted model, not a curated record